GUAUUUUUACCUACUGGAACGUAUGUUGAAGCUUGGAUUUACUUGAACUAUGCUGACUGGUUCAUGAACGUGAACGUGUUUCCAUAAAUGGCGGAUGUUGGCAACAGUUCCGGUUUGUGUGGAGUUCUAGGAGGCGGUCAUCAGAAUGAUCUGACAAGAAGAAAUGGAAUAGAAGACGACCCAACAAAUUUUGAUAGUGCUAAUCAUCCAGAUGAGUUUUCUGUAUCGUGGAGAGUGCCAGCAGACCAAGAUUUGCUUUCCGAAUCGAUGGAUUUUCAAACUAUAGAUUCACUGUCCCGCAUCAAAUCGAAGCUCUGCACCUGUAACAAAAAACACGAGACAGAGUGCACAUAUGAUAGCUACAAGACUAUAAAUUGUAGUACUAUCACCCGAGGAAAGAAGUUUCCAUGUCUCCUACAUAAUAGCAACAGCCGACGGAAACGACACGCUGCGCAUGUCAGUUCGUUUUACACGGAACUAGACGAGAACCACGUGAUAUCUAAAAGGCAGACCGGAUAUUCGGAUGAAGAAGCGUCCGUUAUUUGCAAUGCAGACUUUCAGGCAUCACUUUCAUACCAAAUCUGCAUACAAAAUGUCGCCGUCUUUUCGAAUGAAUCCAUCCAGGACUGUAUCCUGGAUUUGAUGUUAACCGGAGACCCCAAUGUAACCUCUCUUCACAUCGAAAGUGCUUUAAACGUUUGCCAGACGUUAGUUGGCCUAAACCUGACUCUUCAAGAAAACUCGACGAUUACAUACGAGAUCCUCAGUAUAUGUCCGAAUAACUGCAGUGGCCAGGGCGAAUGUUCCGCAGGUAGUUGCGUAUGUAGGACAGGAUAUGGUGGUUCUGACUGCUCGUUUGAUAUAUCACGGCCUCCUACCGUCACAAGUCUCCUUGGAAAUGGACUCUGUGACCUCACAAAAGAUACAUGCAAUGACAUCACGAUGUUUGGUCAAUAUUUCGUAGAAAAUAUGAAUACCUACUGUUUUAUUACAAGAAAUGAGAUAUCUGCAGAAAAUGCCAUUACGGGAGUAGACUUCUACAACACUUCGCUUGAAGAGAGAACUCUGUUUGAAGGCUUCUGUCGCCUAGUCUAUGAAACAAACAAUACAUGGGUGACACAGUUUGUGUUUAAUAUGUCGAAUGAUGAAGCAUUCUACUCAGAUACCUUCUCAGUCUACGUGUACCAGUCUGAGUGUCAAAUAGUCAACAACUACACUGGCAACAUAUUCUUCACAUUACAGGAAGGGUUUUGUUUUAUCGACGGUCAGUGUAUCCGGGACAACGUGUUCGAAUCGAAUUCUCCGUGCUUGAAAUGUGAUACAAUGGUUAACAAAUAUAACUGGUCAGACGGCUGCUUCAAUCAAACAACUAAUACAAUCAAUACAACCAUGACGCCAGAGUCAACAACAAUAUCAACAGCGGUCACAGACACAACAAUAGCAACAGCAGAGUCCUCCAUAACAUCUAUGGGUGGUUCCAGUCCGACGCUUCCAACAGCAAAAUCAAAUAGUUCAAAGAAAUCUGACUCCCAUCAACAACUGACAUAUAUCAUAGGGGGCGCUGUUGCCGCUGCUGUCGUCACUCUAGUGAUAACCGGUAUUUUGAUAAAGAAAUACUGUUUCAGCAAAACGGAGGUAAAAGCUUUUAGAUCAGACAAUCAAAUUGGACAAUGGAACCACGUAGACAAUAACGCCAGCAGUAAAGACAACGGUCAGUUCCGCCCUCAUUCCAUGCAGUCCUAUCACUCACCACACAUCGAGCGUCUGCCUCCUACCCAUGAUUUCAGUAGAAUGUAUGACAGCACAAAGGACAGGUCUCACUUAUUCCGAGCACAGAUAUAACAUCUAAAUCUAAGAGUGAACAUACUGAGCAUUAAACUGAAACCAUGCAGUGUCACCUCUAUAUCAUCACUCAGACAUCUCAUGUUAUAAAAUGUAUAUAAUCCCUCAGAAAACCCGGGUAAUAUAAUGUAUAUCAUCACUCAACAACUCGGGUAAUAUAAUGUAUAUCAUUGCUCAUAAAACCCGGGUAACAAUGUAUAUCAUCACUUAGACAUCUGAUGUAAUAUAAUGUAUAUCAUCACUCAGACAACCCGGGUAAUAUAAUGUAUAUUAUCACUCAACACCCCGGGUAAUAUAAUGUAUCUCAUCGCUCAUAAAAGCUGGGUAACAUAAUGUAUAUCAUCACUCGGACAUCUCAUGUAAUAAAAUGUAUAUCAUCACUCGGACAUCCUGUGUAACAUAGCAAAAUGUAUAUCAUCACUCAGACAACCCGGGUAAUAUAAUGUAUAUCAUCACUUGGACAUCUCAUGUAAUAACAUGUAUAUCAUCACUCAGACAUCCUGUGUAAUAUAGCAAAAUGUAUAUCACUCAGACAAUAAAAUGUAUAUCACUCGGACAAUAAAAUGUAUAUCACUCAGACAAUAAAAUGUAUAUCGCUCAGACAAUAAAAUGUAUAUUGCUCAAUAAAAUGUAUAUCGCUCUGACAAUAAAAUGUAUAUCACUCAGACAAUAAAAUGUAUAUCGCUCAGACAAUAAAAUGUAUAUCGCUCAAUAAAAUGUAUAUCGCUCUGGCAAUAAAAUGUAUAUCACUAAGACAAUAAAAUGUAUAUCACUCAGAUGCUCGUGUAAUAAAAUAUUUAUCCCUCAGACA
Ostrea edulis (European flat oyster) is the source of this 2653-nucleotide messenger RNA. RefSeq lists its product as uncharacterized. The record is from RefSeq and is a predicted model, not a curated record. Bases 88 to 1842 code for a protein of 584 amino acids. The transcript has 9 exons. Lineage: Eukaryota; Metazoa; Mollusca; Bivalvia; Ostreida; Ostreidae.